Molecule: messenger RNA, 1207 nt
Organism: Colletes gigas
Lineage: Eukaryota; Metazoa; Arthropoda; Insecta; Hymenoptera; Colletidae
Product: tRNA pseudouridine synthase-like 1
Exons: 6
Coding region: 148-1083 (311 amino acids)
Biological process (GO): tRNA pseudouridine synthesis
Molecular function (GO): RNA binding; pseudouridine synthase activity
Source: RefSeq, a predicted model, not a curated record
UCGGCGUAAUUGAGUGCAUCGACGACGAAGCUUAGACGCUAAGGAUGUUCGUCGUCGCUAUUGUCGAUUUCGAUUCCCUCGAAAUGGCCACAGUGGUCUUGAAUGAGAUUUGCAAAGAAUUAGUAUAUUUAUAAUUGCAAGCAGAACAUGAACAGAUAUUUUAUUAGGUUUUCUUAUCUUGGUACGCAGUACAGCGGAAUGCAAAAGAAUGUAAUGCGAAACAAUUUUAUGCUGCAAGACCCAGACACUAUUCAGGGAGCUUUAGAAUGUGCUUUUUCAACAUUGCUACCAAAGUGUGCAAGUUGGCCAAAAGUAACUCCCUCUAGCAGGACCGAUAGUGGUGUACAUGCUUUGUAUGCUUCGGCUCAUGUUGACUUAGAAAACAAGUAUGAUUGUAUCCGUAAUUCCAACGAAGUGCUUAUGUUUGUAAAUCGCUACCUAUCUAAAUGCGACCAUGACAUUAGACUAUUGGAGGUUAUUCCUGUGACGCAAAAGUUUCACGCUAGAUACUUUGCAAAAUCUAGAACUUACAUUUAUAGAUUUAUGGUAGCUAAGGAUUCCAAUGAGCAGAGAAUUCCUAUAGCAGAAAGAAAUCGAACCCACUUUCUUCGAACGGAAUAUUUUGAUAUAGAAAAAAUAAAAUGUGCAACGUCGUUAUUUAUGGGAACAAAAGACUUUACAACAUUUUGCGCACAGACGAAAUUGAAGGACCGAAAGAUUUAUGUACGGUCGCUACAAAAGUUAUGCGUAGAGGACAGCCAGCCCUUUAUGUUAGUUGACCCUUUAGCACAACAUUUUAAUUAUUGGAAUAUUAUAUGCAGUUCAAGAUCCUUCUUGUAUAACCAGGUCAGACGAAUAGUAGGAUCCUUGCUAUGCUUAGGCAUGGGAGUAAUAACAGAAAAAGAUAUAACUACUAUGUUACAAGUGCCUACCCAUAAGAAUUGGCCUGGUCAAAUAAAACUAGCUCCACCACAUGGUUUAUAUCUAGCGAAUGUAGAGUAUUGUCAAGAAGAAUUAAAUGAACACACUAUAAAACACGAAGAAAUACCUCUUGAGAGCAAGGUAGUAGUGCCAGUAAUGUAGAUAAGGAAGCAUAAUAAACGUACAGAAAUAAAAACUAAAUAAAUUAAGGUUUUAAUAAAUUUAUUUUUUUUUUACUCUUGCUUAACGUUAUUCGUUUAUUAACAAUGAGUCUAGCAGAUCUGAU